Molecule: messenger RNA, 2425 nt
Organism: Polyodon spathula (Mississippi paddlefish)
Lineage: Eukaryota; Metazoa; Chordata; Actinopteri; Acipenseriformes; Polyodontidae
Product: dihydropteridine reductase-like
Exons: 7
Coding region: 99-821 (240 amino acids)
Biological process (GO): L-phenylalanine catabolic process; tetrahydrobiopterin biosynthetic process
Cellular component (GO): cytoplasm
Molecular function (GO): NADH binding; NADPH binding; 6,7-dihydropteridine reductase activity
Source: RefSeq, a predicted model, not a curated record
CAUACUCUGACAGAUACAGUGCUAGUGUUGUGGGACCUGCUCACAUCUGUGGUUCACACAGAAUAGAGUAUAACAGCAAAGAAGAUCGAAGUUUGAGAAUGGCAGCUGCUGAAGCACACAGAAUAAUUAUUUAUGGAGGAAAAGGCGCUUUAGGGGCCAAAUGUGUAGAGUACUUUAAGUCUAAAAGCUGGUGGGUGGCUUGCAUUGACAUGGUCGCCAAUGAACAAGCAAAUGUUAACGUGCUUGUUAAAAUGUCGGAAGCAUUCACCGAACAAGCGGAUCAGGUAACCGCUGAUGUGUCCCAGCUACUUGGGGAGAAUAAAGUGGAUGCGAUCCUGUGCGUGGCAGGUGGAUGGGCAGGUGGCAGUGCAAAAGCUAAAUCCCUGUACAAAAACAGUGACCUUAUGUGGAAGCAGAGUGUUUGGACUUCAAUGAUUUCCAGUCACUUAGCCACUAAACAUCUGAAGGAUGGAGGCUUACUGACGCUAGCUGGUGCAAAGGCUUCCUUAGCUGGAACACCAGGGAUGAUUGGCUAUGGCAUGGCCAAGGCAGCAGUUCAUCAGCUCUGUCAGAGUCUUGCUGGAGAGAACAGUGGAUUGCCUCCCGGCUCAGCUGCCGUUGCUAUUCUUCCCGUUACCUUGGAUACGCCAAUGAACAGGAAAUCAAUGCCUGACGCAGACUUUGGUUCCUGGACCCCGCUGGACUUUGUUGCUGAAACCUUUUACAACUGGACCAUUGGAGUAAACAGACCAGCUUCGGGAAGCCUAAUGGAGAUGGUUACCACAGGAGGAAACACUGAGACCUUUCCAGUUAAAUUAUAAAACCACUGCGGUUUAGCAUACAUGGCCCUAUCUAGACACUGACACUGUUCAGGUCAAGUCAAGGCCCCUCGUAUGACAAGGUUGUGGAAAGCAACAUCUCUUACAGUUCAUGUGACUCUCGGGUCGGUGUAUUUUUUGGCUAAACAUAAUGGAUAGAUUGUAAUGUUCUACAGUGGCAGUAUUUAGAUAUGCUGUUAUUUAUCUCAUUACAAUGAGAUGUAGUUGAUUUGUGUAGGUGUUACACAUAGGGAACCAGAAAGUCUCAUAUGUCUUGAAUGUGCACUGUAGCAUACAGUGGAUGGGCCUUAUUCUGUCUUUACAGUGAUGCAUGGAGUGUGCGUACUGUAUGUCUAAUACACUUGACUAGGGUACAUUCCUACUUUAUUACAAAUGUAUUUUUGUAACUUGGUUCGUGCCAUCAGUUUUUCAUUUGGCAGUGUCGAAGCAUAAUAGUAUAAAACUAUUGUAUGGAUAUUAAUAAAACAGAAUUUGUGUGCAAUAAAAAUACAAAUACAAAGUUAUCAGAUUCUUUUUUGUAUAAUUAGGACUUGCAUCCACCUAAACGUGUGCACAAUGUAUACAAACAGCACCUUCCAGUAUAGUAAAAAGAAAGCUACAGUAAGCAUUGUUGGGUUUAUUUUAAAAUAAUUGUAGCAAAUAAUUUCAGUUAACAGAGGUCCUGCAAUGUUCUUAAGCUGGAAAAAUAAGUCUGAGAUGUGACAGAAAAGAUGACCCCUGUAUGAUAAAUCAAAUAAACCACGUGCUGAUUGCAAUGCCAGUAAAAUGAAGAGUAAUUCGUUAAAACAGGUUGACUUUUUCUUUAGUGAUUGGUGUCGACAGAGAAGGUUGAUCAAGAACUACCUAAUAUUAGUUGAUUACUCUCAAAGGACAAUCUACUGAAUGUUGAGCAUAUUUCAUUUACUUACACUGUAUAUCUUUGAAUUUAUUCCACUGCAGUUUUCCAAAAUCACACAAGGGGGCCUGGUUUAUCCAAUUUGCAGCAGUCAAAUGCACUCUCCUGAAUUCGAUUGCUGGUAUUGGCUCUUUCUGCUUCCUUUUAAAGUUAAACUUUCGACGACUACUGGGAAUUUUUGAAAGGAUGACAUAAUUACAUUGGAGAGCCCUUGAAGAUGAAGUGGCCACUCAUGCAAAAGUUCAACAUAAUGCAGACGAUGUGAGUUUUCAGAAAAGAGAAUGUUCCACUGUGGUUUUGUGGAGGAAGGAAAAUAAAUAAAAUAAAAGCGAAUGUUAAACUUCUGACUGGGGUUACUUGAGGUUUGAUUUGUCAGUACAGGCUUGUUAAAGCAUUAAAGCACAGGGGUGGUGUGUUUACAUGUGUUAAUAACACCUAUGGUUACUAUUGUACACCAGACCCUUAUUGUUUUGAUACUAUAACACAAUGGUUCUCACUUGGUACCGUAGUGCUUAAAGGGAUUACCAGUUUAAUCCAAAAUCUGAACAUUUUACCAAUGCAUUUCCAGUCAAUAGUUCAUUGUUGUGCCUACUGUUUAGUAUGGUACUCUCAAAGCAUUGUAACUAUUUGGCCAUUUGGUAAGGCUUGUUCCUUCCUAUUACUGAACUAUCAAAUAAAGUAUACAUUGCAA